CUGCUUCCGGGUCAGGGCGGAGUCGAGCAAAGAAGGAGACUAGGGGCCCAUGCAGCCAUGCUCCGCACGCUGAGCGCCUUGGGCGCGGGAGCCCCGUGCCGGCCGCUCACCGUGCUGCUGAUACCCGCGCGUGAACGCAAGACGCGCCACGACCCGCCGGCCAAGUCCAAAGUCGGCCGCGUGAAGACGCCGCCCGCCGUGGACCCUGCAGAGUUCUUCGUGCUGACCGAGCGAUAUCGGCUGUACCGCCAGAUCGUGCGCGCCCUCAGGCUGGAGUUUGUGGCGGAGGUGCGGAGUAAGCUGCAUGAGGCCCGCGCCGGGGUCCUGGCGGAGCGCAAGGCGCUGGAGGAGGCGGCCGAGCACCGGGAGCUGAUGGCCUGGAACCGGGCGGAGAACCGGCGGUUGCACGAGCUGCGGAUAGAGAGGCUGCAGCGGGAGGCGCGGGAACGGGAGCAGUGGCACACGGAGGAGCGGGCGCGCCGCGCGCUAGAGGAGCAGGCCCGGAUGCGGCUCAGGGAGCAGGAAGUGCAGCAGCUGCAGGAAGAGGCGAAAAACUUUAUCACCAGAGAGAACCUGGAGGCACGGGUGGAAGAAGCACUGGACUCCCCAAAGAACUACAACUGGGCCAUCACCAGAGAGGGGCUGGUGGUCAGGCCACAGCAGAAGGGCUCCUAGGGGCCCAGAAGGAACAGUGCCUGCCAAGGGACCACGCGUGCAUGGGGUUGGAGGGCUGGGUCUGGCCUGGGAUGAACCUGGUAUUUCCUACACGGGAAGCUCAGCCUUUUCCAAAGCAGCCCUCCCGUUCUGGCCUCUGCACUCAGCACUUGGUUAGAGACUCCACGCUCAAUGUGCUCUUCUGCCCAUGUCAACCUCUGGACAGCACUAGCCCAUCUCAUGUAGAGUAAGACUGGGCCACAAUCCCUUGGGCAGGCAGACUAUCUUCUCGUUGUCAUUAAGAGCAAUGGUUACCAAAUUACAGACUGCGAGCCAAAUGUGGUUAGCUGCCUGUUUUUGUAAAUAAAGUUUUAUUGAAAUACAGCCA
This is a messenger RNA of Cavia porcellus (domestic guinea pig), 1042 nucleotides long. RefSeq names its product mitochondrial ribosomal protein S26 (gene Mrps26). Lineage: Eukaryota; Metazoa; Chordata; Mammalia; Rodentia; Caviidae. Gene Ontology annotation, cellular component: mitochondrial small ribosomal subunit. Bases 58 to 675 code for a protein of 205 amino acids. The record is from RefSeq and is a predicted model, not a curated record. The transcript is spliced from 4 exons.